Caenorhabditis remanei is the source of this 426-nucleotide messenger RNA. RefSeq lists its product as uncharacterized. The coding region runs from base 1 to 426 and encodes 141 amino acids. The transcript has 3 exons. NCBI's taxonomy places the organism in Eukaryota, Metazoa, Nematoda, Chromadorea, Rhabditida, Rhabditidae. The record is from RefSeq and is a predicted model, not a curated record.
AUGGACGAAGAGACGAAAAUUCGAAUGAUAUUCGCUUUGAGCGCUCCGAUCGACAGUGGUUUUCUUGUUAAAAUUAAGGAAUCUGAUGACGUUCAAACAGAUCAUGCACGGAGAACUACUGAAUACACAACGAAAGAAGGCGGUUUCGAAUUGAAAGGAACUUAUCUGUGGCCACAUUGUUUGAGUCAAGAAAGAGAGAAGAGAACGCUGGAGUUUCUGGCAAGAAAAUCAAUGACGACCGAUUUGACUGCAUUUAUAACAGAUUUCCAAAAUUACACUCAGACAUCAGUCUCACUCUUGACAUUAGAGCAAGAUAUCGGACCAUCAAAAGACAUUUGCAUUCGUCUUCCAGCAACCACGCCCGUUCCACAGACACCAAAAAAUCAACGGACUGGACAAACGCCAAUCAAAACGACAAAGGAAUAA